UCCCUGUUGCACCUCACCCUCAUUCCAUUCCUGAUUGAUCGAUCGAUUCAAUAGAGUGGGUUCUAGAAAAAUCACAAUGGACCUUGCAAACCAGACCGGAGUGUUUGUUUUCUCCGGUUUUUUUUUUUCCCUGGUUGUCGAUGAUGGAUCAAUCACCCACCCAUCAGCCUUCCUAUCUGUCCAUCAGUCAGAUGAAGUGACUCCCUGAUCCUUCCUCCUGUCGAAAGGACACCACCCCACUAGCCGUAUCUUCUCUUCCCACCAUCUUCUUCCCCAUGGGAUUAACAGCCACAACUGGAUCUUGCCAGCCCAGGAGACCCUUCCCUGUCAGUGACCUGGAUGAAGCGCGGUUUGGUUACACAACCGACGGUUAGACCGGGAUGGGCGGGUUGUAUGGAUUGACUGUUCGCACAUUUCUGCUGUCUUUCUUCUUUGUUAUCCUUUGUCUGGAGAAAGUACUAAAGUUGAAAUCUGACAGUCUCAUCUUUGGGAUUUGCGGUAAUGUCUCGGUUGACCACCCACCUACCAUGAUCAACAAACCGGAUUGGAUGAGUGGAAUCCAGAUCCUUCUGAACGUGUGUUCCGUCUCCAUGCACAUCAAGACAAGAGGGGAUGUUACAUGCCAAACCUGAACCUAGCAACUUCAUCAGGUCAGUCGAGCAUGCAAGUAUGGUCUUGGUACGGAUCGCGUGACUCGCU
This is a messenger RNA of Aspergillus fijiensis CBS 313.89, 699 nucleotides long. RefSeq lists its product as uncharacterized. The transcript has a single exon. The record is from RefSeq and is a predicted model, not a curated record. NCBI's taxonomy places the organism in Eukaryota, Fungi, Ascomycota, Eurotiomycetes, Eurotiales, Aspergillaceae. The coding region runs from base 381 to 632 and encodes 83 amino acids.